CCCACGGGGAGUUUAGUGCACGAAUUUGUCGCAAAAUGUCUAGACAAAAAGUUAACUUUGCUCCCCACUUUGUCAGUUUUUUGCUGCUUACAUCCGUAGCAUCGGUUAUACCGCAGAGUGAUCCGAACCGACCGAUCAUCGACUGUCCGGCAGGACAGGUGCAGGGUACUACCGAGUCUUGUGGAUUGUUCUGCACGUACUACUCCUUCAAGGGUUUGCCGUAUGCGGAACCCCCGGUAGGGUCGCUACGUUUUCGUAAUCCGGUCGCACGUACGCGAUGGGCUGGCGUUCGAGAUGGUACCAACCAUGGUCCGGAGUGUCUACAGGUCGCCCUUAUCCCGGGACAGGUUCGUGGUAGCGAGGACUGUCUGUAUCUGAACAUCUACACGCAGCAACUGAUCGGAAUGCGUCCGGUAAUGGUUUGGAUUCAUGGUGGCGGUUACGCUGUCAAUUCGGGCAAUAGUGUGGACUUCGGACCCGAAAAAUUUGUGCAGGACAAUGUACUGCUCGUGACGAUUAACUAUCGGUUGGGUGUGUUAGGUUUUCUCAGCACCGGUGAUCGAUAUGCCGCUGGUAACUGGGGACUCAAAGAUUGCUUGCAGGCACUCCGGUGGAUACGCAACAAUAUCGCUGCUUUUGGUGGCGAUCCGGAUAAUGUAACGAUCUUUGGCAAUUCUGCCGGUGCUGCAUUGGUACAUCUGCUGGUGCUGACUGAUGCUGGGCAGGGUCUGUUCCAUAAAGCGAUUGCCCAGAGCAGUACCGCGCUGGUACCGUACGCUUUCCAGACACGGCCACGAAUGUACGCAGAUCGGAUUGCGUUGGCGUUUGGGUUUGGCACUGACAGUACCAGCACGUACGUCGAGCAGUUACGAACCAUUCCGGCGGAACAGUUUAUUCCCUUGCAGGAGGGUGGAUUCACCAUUCCAGUGCCCAGAUUUCUUCGUCCACUUGAUUUUGGACUCGUAGCCGAACCGGCUGAUGCACCGGAAGAAACCAUCAUACGUCAGCGCCCGAUAGACCUUAUCCGUAACGGACCCGCCCAUCGUGUUCCGUUUAUCGUUGGGUACACCGAUCUGGAGGGUGCUUUUUUCACCGCAGUGGAGAACGCAGUCGAUCCGACGGCGAAGGGACAGUUUAAUGCCAAUCCUCAUCUGUUUGUACCAUUCUUUUGGAAUGUGGGCGAAGGAACCACAUCAUCAAACCAGAUAAGCAGUGCAUUUCGUCAGCAUUACUGGCAGAGUCAACCGUUGGAUGCUAGUUUAGAUUACGAGUGGACGGUUUAUCAGACCGACCAUCAGUUCUUGUUUGCCAUCGAUCAAACGGUCAGACUUCACGCACAAGCAUCUGCUGCACCGCUGUACUACUAUCAGUUCGCGUACGACGGUGAUUUGAACCUGUACAAAAAGCUGUUUGGUGUGCAACAUCCUGGAGCAAUACACACGGAUGAGCUUCCGUACAUGUUCCACAUACCGGCGGCCAUGCUGGAACCGGUUUCACCCGACAGUCAUGCAAACACCGUCAGCAGCCGAGUCGUUCGGAUGUGGACAAACUUUGCCAGAACUGGUAAUCCUACUCCAACGCAGGAACCAUUGUUGCAAAACGUUCUAUGGCCUACGGUAGGUGCAGCAAGUACAGGGUAUCUUUCGAUUGGACACGAUUUGGUGGCGGUCUCGCAAACUCCUAAUCCAACCCGUAUGAACCUAUGGUACAACCUGCAGCAAACGUAUGCAAAUGCACCUUUUGAAAUAUGAUA
Molecule: messenger RNA, 1753 nt
Organism: Anopheles funestus (African malaria mosquito)
Lineage: Eukaryota; Metazoa; Arthropoda; Insecta; Diptera; Culicidae
Product: bile salt-activated lipase-like
Exons: 2
Coding region: 36-1751 (571 amino acids)
Source: RefSeq, a predicted model, not a curated record